Penicillium angulare is the source of this 561-nucleotide messenger RNA. RefSeq lists its product as uncharacterized. Bases 1 to 561 code for a protein of 186 amino acids. The transcript has 2 exons. NCBI's taxonomy places the organism in Eukaryota, Fungi, Ascomycota, Eurotiomycetes, Eurotiales, Aspergillaceae. The record is from RefSeq and is a predicted model, not a curated record.
AUGAAGCCGGAUUUGUUGAAUAUCAUCCAUAGUCAAACGGCCGACGCUGCUGAACAACAGGAGCUCCCCGCUGGAGAACCCAAGGCCACUUCCCCAAUUGUUCCUACCGAUACGGACAGUGCUGCCAUCAAAACUGUGACAACUUGUCAAGAGCCAGAGCCCCGCGUCAUCAAAUCACGCAAGAAGAAGAUCGCUCGAAAGAUCCAUCGAAGAUGUUUGGAAGUGGCACGUCAGUUUGAUGAUGAGUUCGAAAAGGCCAUUAAGGAGCGGGACGAGCAGAUGCACGAGGAUCGUAAAUUGAUACAACGACUCCGGAAUGAGAACCGCAAGAAAGCAUCGAAGCUGCGACAAACCGUUGUUGAAAGACAAAAGGCUUUGGCUGAGAAGCUCAUCCUCGAAACCGAGGUUCGUCAGCUUAAGCAGCUGUUGAACCGUUCCCGUGACUCUGGCGAUGGCUGUAUUUCCUGGGCUGCAGUUCAGCCUACCCUAUAUCGUGUGCACGAUGAGUUGCGGGCAUCCCUUAGCCAGUUAUGGGAUACGAUCGAUAUGGUGCAGAGAUGA